AUGCGGAGCACUUCCCGUCCAAAUGGAUUAAUACGACGUAAUGCUCGAGUGCAUUUUAAUCUCGGUCGCCUCCAAGUGACUGAACAUGAACUUUUGAAAAACAGAGAAUCUUCCUCACAAGAACAUUUAAAAAUAUCGGAGGACCGUUUGACAUUCACUCGUAUGAAACAUGAGCAACGAUUACUCAAACAAUUAUUAAUGCAAUUGGCAAAUCCAGGCGAUCAAAUUGAAGCUUUGGAAUCAAGGAUGUCACAGCGUUCUACGCUCAUUGAAGGCGAAAUUCAUCAACUGUCGAAUCUGAAUAACACCAUUAGAAAUUUGUCUAUUCUUUUCGAUUUUGAAGAAGCUUUCAAUUCAGUGGAAUAUUCUUGUAGCGAUGAAUCGAUGCCUAUUAGCAAUACUCAAAGCGAAAAAGAAUUCGAUGAAAAAUACGAUUGA
Dracunculus medinensis (Guinea worm) is the source of this 438-nucleotide messenger RNA. NCBI's taxonomy places the organism in Eukaryota, Metazoa, Nematoda, Chromadorea, Rhabditida, Dracunculidae. The record is from the annotation of a GenBank genome assembly.